AUGGGUAGCUCAUCAGGAAUUGCUUGUCUGGUGGUGAUGUGCAUGGUAUUGAGUGCACCUCAUGCACAAGCAGCCGUAACAUGUGGUUCCGUUGCAAGUGCCUUAUCUCCCUGCAUUGGGUACGUAACGAAAGGUGGGGUGGUUCCACCUGCUUGCUGCAACGGAAUUAAAAACCUCUAUAAGGCCGCCACCACUACACCCGACCGUAAGACAGUCUGCACUUGUCUUAAAGGAUUCGCCGGCUCCACCUCUUAUCCAUUGGCCGCAGGAAUCCCUGGAAAAUGCGGGUCACUUAAGUCGAUCGAUCCAGGAAUAUCGCCGCCGUCAGGUCUUCACAGCCAAUGGUGGUGCAAAGUUAUCUAA
Molecule: messenger RNA, 363 nt
Organism: Impatiens glandulifera
Lineage: Eukaryota; Viridiplantae; Streptophyta; Magnoliopsida; Ericales; Balsaminaceae
Product: non-specific lipid-transfer protein 1-like
Exons: 2
Coding region: 1-363 (120 amino acids)
Biological process (GO): lipid transport
Cellular component (GO): membrane
Molecular function (GO): lipid binding
Source: RefSeq, a predicted model, not a curated record